Nicotiana tabacum (common tobacco) is the source of this 767-nucleotide messenger RNA. RefSeq lists its product as uncharacterized. Lineage: Eukaryota; Viridiplantae; Streptophyta; Magnoliopsida; Solanales; Solanaceae. The record is from RefSeq and is a predicted model, not a curated record.
AAAAAGACUUCUUUGUCCACUCGGUAAAGCUUCUCUGCUCCAUCUGUUAUCAGACUUCCGAACGAAAUCACGGUGACUAAAGCAGGAUACUACAAUCAACGUCUCCGGAAUGAGUGCAGGGGGAGCAUUUGGAGGAAAUAGAGGACUGAGACCGGUUCCACCAGAGAAAGGAGUUUUCCCUUUGGAUCACAUGCAUUUAUGUGACGUGGAGAAGAAGGAAUACCUCAAUUGUCUUAAAUCCGCUGGGCAUAAAUCUGAGCAGUGUAGACACCUCUCCAGAAAGUACCUGGAGUGCCGUAUGGAGAAGAAUUUGAUGGCAAAACAAGACAUGUCUGAACUUGGCUUUGGCAAGAAUUUUGACGCCGAAACUAAAUUAGAGGAGAAGGUAGAAGGGACGAUAGAGAAAUGACGAAUCAGUUACUUUCCAUGGAUUUUUGUUGAGUGUGGCUGUAAAAGUUUCCAUGCCUGCUUACCAUACUUGCAUGACCCACAAUUUCUGUAACCUAUAAGAGGAAAGGCACAUUUUGCUUUCACACCCUUUUCUAACCUAUUUAUUUCUUUGUUCCCCUGGAUCUCUCUGUAAGCUGAACGAAAAUAUUUGUAGCGAGAGCGGAAGAGAAACAAGCAAGGAAUCGAGGAAAUGCUAUUUUAACUGGAUAUUGUCUGCACAUGGGCAAAGAUCACUUUUGCCCGCUGCAGAAAUUAUUUACAGCAGAUAGACGCCGAAAAUUAUUUUAAGAGCGGGUAUACAAUGUCAUUUUCCAUUC